AUGUCGGCAUUCCAACACAGAAAUCAGAGAAUGGCUGAAGACCAGUCUGUGGUUGGAAGAAGACGUAUUUAUUAUGACCAACAUGGCAGUGAAGCGCUAAUCUGUAGUGACAGUGAGGAAGAUAAUGUAGAACCUGAGGAGGAGAAACAUGAAUUUACUGACGCUGAAGAUCGUAUUAUAUGGAUGGCCUUUCAGGAGCAUGGGCUAGGUGAGGAAGUAGUUAAUCUUGUCGGCCAGUUCACUGGGGUAGCCACUUCAGAAAUACAGGAGAGAUACAACAUUUUAAAGGAGAAAUUUAAUGACAAAAAUUUAAAAGAUUCUGCGGAUUCUGGAUAUGAAAUGGGCAUAUCUCUGGACAAGACCCUUAGUGCUGCUUUGGAUUCUUUUGAUAACCUUUUUUGUCGUCGUUGCUUGUUAUUUGACUGCCGUCUUCAUGGAUGUUCCCAAACUUUAAUUGAUCCUUGUGAAAAGCAGUCAUAUUGGUCUGAAUAUGAAGAUGAUAGGAAACCUUGCAGUGAUCAUUGUUACCUCCAGGUUGCAGUGCCCCCUGAUGCUGAAGAGCCAGGUACUGAUAACGAUACAGACCUCAUUCUAGAUGGAAGAAGUAAUUCUGAAAAAGUUUCAUCUGUUACUUCAGAGGCUGUUCAUAGCUCAGUAGUUGUGUUGAAUGAAUUGAUACAAGUUUCUGAUGAUCUUCAGAAUUCUUCAAGUAAAAAGCAAAAGAAACUAUUGCCUCUGGAUGUAAUUACUGCAUCCAGUGAUGCUAUAGCUAGCAUGGAUGUGGACAGUGGUUGUCAUAUUGGUGCUUCCAGUGAAGGCGAUCUUCAAAUGAUCACCAAAGAUUCACAAAGUGAAUCAAUUGAAUGUGGGUCAGAGAAAUUUGCUAGUUCCAGUAGUGCUCUGCAUGAUAAGAUCGAGCUGAAUAUUAGGGGUGAAGCCAAAGAUGUCAAGAAUGAGCCUGAAUUGAAGCAGGCAUCUUCGAAAGUAGAUGUAUCUGAAGGAGUUUUCAGCAGCUCUGAGUGGAAACCUAUCGAGAAGGAACUGUAUUUGAAGGGAGUGGAGAUAUUUGGUAGAAACAGUUGCCUUAUAGCCAGGAACUUGCUUUCUGGGUUGAAGACUUGCAUAGAAGUAUCAAGUUAUAUGCGUGAAGGUGGUUCAUCAAUGCCUCACAAAUCAGUUGCAGCAAGCUCAUUUUUGGAAGAAAAUCGGAAAGCUGAUUCAGAUUGUACAGAGCAAGAGAUGCCAACAAGACCAAGAUUACUUCGUAGAAGGGGCAGAACACGGAAGCUUAAAUAUUCUUGGAAAUCUGCUGGUCAUCCAUCAAUUUGGAAAAGAAUUGCAGAUGGUAAAAAUCAGUCUUGUAAGCAAUAUACACCUUGUGGAUGCCAAUCUAUGUGUGGAAAGCAAUGCCCUUGCUUGCAUAACGGAACUUGCUGUGAGAAAUAUUGCGGGUGCUCAAAGAGUUGCAAAAAUCGGUUUAGGGGAUGCCACUGUGCAAAGAGUCAAUGCAGAAGCAGGCAAUGCCCAUGUUUUGCUGCUGGACGUGAAUGUGACCCAGAUGUUUGUCGGAAUUGCUGGGUUAGUUGUGGAGAUGGUUCAUUGGGUGAGCCACUGAAACGAGGUGACGGUCAAUGUGGAAACAUGAGGCUCCUACUAAGGCAACAACAGAGGAUUCUCUUGGCAAAGUCUGAUGUUGCUGGAUGGGGAGCCUUUCUAAAGAAUUCGGUCAACAAAAAUGAUUAUCUUGGAGAAUAUACUGGUGAAUUGAUCUCCCAUCGAGAAGCAGACAAACGUGGGAAAAUUUAUGAUCGUGCAAAUUCAUCAUUCCUUUUUGACUUGAAUGAUCAGUUUGUCCUCGAUGCUUAUCGCAAAGGAGAUAAGCUUAAAUUUGCAAACCACUCAUCAAAUCCAAACUGCUAUGCCAAGGUGAUGCUGGUAGCUGGAGAUCAUCGCGUGGGCAUAUUUGCCAAGGAGCAUAUUGAAGCUAGUGAGGAACUUUUUUAUGACUAUCGUUAUGGGCCAGACCAAGCCCCUGUGUGGGCUCGGAAACCUGAGGGUUCGAAGCGAGAUGAUUCAUCUGUGUCCCAAGGCAGAGCCAAGAAACAUCAGUCACAUUGAUGCACAUGCACAAUGUACAUUUGGAUCAUUUUCCAAUAAUGCCAUUUCACCUAUUUGCAAGAACUGCGUCUUCAUGAACAAUAAUAUACAUGUUAAAAUAUACAUGUCGGCAUUAAUGUAUGUAGAUGCCCAAUUUGCCUUAUAGAUUAUGUGGGUCAAACAAUAAAAUAGAUUGGGUAACAAGUCAAAACAUAUUUGUAGUCUGGAAAAUUUUCUAGCCGUACUUUACAAUACAAUAGGCAAUCAUUAUAGACAUUGAACAAUGUUGUUGGGAGAGGAGUCCAUGAUGUAUCAUUUUCAUAAUUUAAACUCUUUUUUUUUGAUGAUA
Molecule: messenger RNA, 2446 nt
Organism: Pistacia vera
Lineage: Eukaryota; Viridiplantae; Streptophyta; Magnoliopsida; Sapindales; Anacardiaceae
Product: histone-lysine N-methyltransferase EZA1
Exons: 16
Coding region: 1-2118 (705 amino acids)
Biological process (GO): chromatin remodeling
Cellular component (GO): PcG protein complex
Molecular function (GO): histone methyltransferase activity; protein binding
Source: RefSeq, a predicted model, not a curated record